AUACGGUGCAGGUUUGCAUAUUGUGUAUUGAUAGGUAAAUACCUGACUAACUGUUGUGUUAAAAGUGAAUGUGUUUCGUUGUUGAGAUGCCUUUAACUGAAAUCGAGAUUGAAGGUGUCCAGGAAUCCUGGGAAAAGGUUUCUUCAGGUGGACCGAAAACAACUGGACUUAUCUUGAUGGAAAAGUUGUUCAACACAUAUCCAGCCAGCAUUGCGGUAUUCAGUCAUCUCGGCAUUCCUUCUAAACCGGAUGGCGCAAUAACUGUAUCUGACCUUGCCAGUAUAGGGGGCGUAUCUAACCAUGCUGUAAGUUUGGCGUCAAGAAUCGGUAAACUUGUGGGCCUCCUAAACAACGAGACUGAAUUAAAAGAAUCGUCGACAGAAGUUGGCAGAAUACACGUCAAGUAUGGGGUGACGUCAGAACAUGUUGACCUUUUGGGUUCCGUCCUUCUUUCCGUAAUUUCUGAAAACCAAGGGCUUUCAAAUACAUCUGAACUCAUAGGAUGGUGGUCAAAGACUUGGAACAUCAUUGGAAACUACGUAAAAACUGGACUAAAAGAAUAGAUCGCAAAAAUUAUUUGUUAUGUUUAGUUCACCGUUCUAUCACUUGGACGGAUAGCAUCUUACUCGAUCUCAGUGUUGCAUUUUUGCUAAAUAGUAAAGUGACCUAAUUCUACUUUUUAACUACGUUAGAACAAUAUUACUUUUAAAUGAUUCUUUUUAACAUUAUAGUAAUAUAUUUGUGAUAGUAAUCUUCUUUGUUUGUUUAAUUUGAACGAAAUCAUUUAUGUUGUAUUUUUUUAUUGCGAAACACUGCUUUAUGCGUGAACGUAACAAUUGAAUUAAAUCUGCUGAUUGUUCCAUGACGCGAAACAGAAGCAUUGCAUUUGUAUGUAUGCGUAGUGCGUACUAUGAUACAUGUACCAUCACACCAUGGUAGUUUAAAAGAAAAUAAAUGAAUUGGGUACAAAAAUAA
Molecule: messenger RNA, 975 nt
Organism: Ciona intestinalis (vase tunicate)
Lineage: Eukaryota; Metazoa; Chordata; Ascidiacea; Phlebobranchia; Cionidae
Source: RefSeq, a predicted model, not a curated record